Molecule: messenger RNA, 1287 nt
Organism: Dichomitus squalens LYAD-421 SS1
Lineage: Eukaryota; Fungi; Basidiomycota; Agaricomycetes; Polyporales; Polyporaceae
Exons: 9
Coding region: 305-703 (132 amino acids)
Source: RefSeq, a predicted model, not a curated record
GCAUGGCCUCCCAUUUAGCCUUUUUGAGGCUCGCGAUUCUCGGCGCUCGACGUUCGUCAAGGUGCCUAAUUCAGUUCGGAGUCGUGGGCGAAAAGCUAGUCGUACAUUUGUUCGCACUUGGCUGAACAGCCACAGAGAGGAUUGCGGCCGUUUGUGAGAACGAGGAUCAGGAAGCCCGUCUCUAGCCCUCGUUUAGCGCAUGUGCCUGGACGCCGACUCGAGCGGAAGGGGCUGUGAGAGCCUACUAAACGCCGCGUCUGUAGAUCGCAGGUUACGUUGAGUAGUGUCAUAAGACAGAGACACUAUGUUGGCCUGGUCGAUCUCAGCAGCCGUAGCUACUCUGCGGUUGGUGAACAGCCAAACCACCGACGCAGUGUGUAAAACUGGCAACGAAGGGCUAUCCAACUCCCUAGGCCAGAGUCCAUGUCUCAUGGUCGCGUAUAUGAUGGGCGCUUGUCAACCCGAUGGAAACUGGGACAUUCAAGCCCUCCCCGACAUCACCUUCAUGUAUAGAGGUACAACGGCAGAGGAGGCCAAUGUUUGUACCUGCAGCUCUAUUGCGUAUAUGCUAUCAAGUGCGUGCGGAUUCUGCCAAGGACGCGGAUAUAUGGAAUUUGGCGAAGUGUGGAUUCAGAAUUGCUCUCCCCAGGAUGUAAACAACGGCAGCUGGACGAGAUUAACAUCAAUCAAGCCUAUAGGAUAGGCGACGUGCUGAAGUCUACUGGCACUGCAACAUUCACCGGCACACCUAGUGGCAGCUCGUCAUCGGCGACCGCGAGCAGCAACCCAACAGGGAGUAGCUCCGGCACGGCAACAAGAUCGGGCGGUGCCACCACGGGGGCCACUGCUCAGAACGGCGGGCUACCUUCGCAAACAUUUGGCCCUGCUGCAUCUGGCAACAGUACACAAUCGCAAACGGCCAGGGACGAGGCAAACGAUAAGCACGAUAAUAUCGGCUCGAUCGUGGGCGGCGUUGUGGGCGUGCUUGUGUUCCUCGUUAGCGUCGGGGGCACCAUAUACUAUCUCGCUAUCUUACGCCGGCGACGUUCAACGCCCCCCCCCUCGACAUGCAGACGCCGCCCGUACGACCCCAGCACCGCUUUCUCCGCUCAUUGCACCCAGGGCAGUACCGGCACCUCUCACCCCAUGCGCCUAUACGAUCCUUCUGACCCGACCACAUUCCCUCCCACCCCAGCCCUGCUGUCUCUGACGGACCAGGUCGACAUGACGCAGGCCACAUACUGCAAUCCGGAUGCACCUGUGAAUUGCCUGAUCCCUAAACUAUGA